This is a messenger RNA of Drosophila innubila, 2054 nucleotides long. RefSeq names its product glucose dehydrogenase [FAD, quinone]. NCBI's taxonomy places the organism in Eukaryota, Metazoa, Arthropoda, Insecta, Diptera, Drosophilidae. Gene Ontology annotation, molecular function: flavin adenine dinucleotide binding; ecdysone oxidase activity. The record is from RefSeq and is a predicted model, not a curated record. The transcript is spliced from 2 exons. The coding region runs from base 21 to 1928 and encodes 635 amino acids.
UCAAAUCGGCAAAGUGUAUAAUGUUGGCAACAAGCGAUCUAACGGAUGCGGCUCAGUGCGGAACACCCGGUAUUGGACUGUUGCAGGGCAUGGUUACCUUGUUGGUGCAGACUCUACUUUCCGCCCAAUGCAAUGUUGCACCAUCUAAGCUCUGGCCACCGGACUAUGGGGAUCAACUCGCCGAUCUUCGCGAGGAACUCAAUUAUGACUUUGUUGUCAUUGGUGCCGGCUCAGCGGGUUCUAUUGUCGCCAGUCGACUUAGCGAGAAUCCCAAUUGGCGUGUUCUCGUCCUGGAGGCAGGUGGUGAUCCACCAGUUGAAUCCGAGAUCCCAGCGCUGUUCUUUGGACUACAGCACUCGGAGUUCAUUUGGAAUUACUUCACAGAGCCGAGCAAAUCAUCCUGCCAGGCGAUGAAGAAUGGUCGCUGUUAUUGGCCACGUGGAAAGAUGAUUGGCGGAACGGGUGGAGUUAAUGCGAUGCUCUAUAUUAGGGGUAAUCGUCAGGACUUUGACACUUGGUCGGCGAUGGGCAACGAGGGCUGGAGUUACGAUGAGGUCUUGCCCUAUUUCGAGAAGUCGGUGCGUCCAGUGGAAAAUGCGACGCAUCCACAGGGUUAUGUAACAUUGACUAAAUUUGAGAUGCCUGCCAUAGAAAAAAUGAUAUUCGAUGGCGCCGAAUCGUUGGGCGUGCGACACGUGCGCGAGUUUGCCGAGGGCAGUUUUGUGGGUUAUUCAAAUGUGCCGGUCACAGCACAAAAUGGACAACGUGCUCACACAGGAAAAGGACAUCUGGGUCGAGUUGCCGGACGAUCGAAUCUUCAUGUGAUUAAACAUGCUCUGGUCAAACAACUGCAUUUUGAUGCCACCGGACAGCGAGUGGAGGCUGUGAGCUUUGUGCGUGGCGAGCGCACAUAUCGUGUGGGCGUGGCCAGGGAGGCAGUUCUAUCAGCAGGCGUUAUAGAUUCCCCAGCAUUGCUUCUUAGAUCCGGCAUCGGACCACGUCAACAUUUGGAGGAACUGCAUGUCCCAGUGGUGAGAGAAUUGCCUGGAGUCGGUGGCAAUCUGCAGGAUCAUGUUUUGGUGCCACUUUUCAUGGAGCUGGAAAGUUCAAAAGAGCUGCCAACUCAAAGGGAAAUUCUCGACAACAUCUAUGAGUAUCUAUUGAAUCGAACGGGACCCUUGGCCACUCACGGUACCGCCUCCCUUGUGGGAUUCAUCAACACGGCAAACAACACUGAUCCACGUUAUCCGGAUGUGGAAUUCCAUCAUUUGGCCUUCGAGCGUGGACGUCACGACACCCUCGAAAUGUUCCUCAACGGACUCAGUUUUCAGGACCAAUAUGUGAAGCAUCUGCAGCAGCAAUUGACCAAAUUUGAUAUAUUAUGCAUCUUUGUGCUUCUCUCUCAUCCCCAAUCGAAGGGUCAGUUGAGUCUACGCAGCAAGGAGUUCAGAGAGCCCCCUCUGUUGGUUAGUAACUAUUUGACUCAACCGGAGGAUAUGGCAACUCUAUUGCGUGGCAUUCGCUAUCAGGAGAGUCUAUUGAGUACCGCCUCAUAUCAAGCUUCUCGGGCUCAAAUCACUCAUAUACCGAUCCCUGAGUGCGAUGCAUCGAAUGAAUAUCGAUCGGAUGAUUAUUGGAGAUGUUAUGCCAAGUAUUUUUCAAUCACCUGCUACCAUCAAACAGGCACUCUCAAAAUGUCCCCGGCUAGUGAUCCCAAUGCCUGUGUCAAUCCUCGACUCCAGCUCCAUGGCAUUGACAAUCUUCGUGUCGCCGAUGCCAGCAUCAUGCCCAAAAUUGUCAGUGCCAAUACAAAUGCCGCCACGGUCAUGAUUGGGGAGCGUGCCGCGGACUUUAUCUCUCAGGAUUGGACGGGGUCAGGUGAUGGAGCAGAGGAGCCAAAACGGCAUUUCCAUGAUUACGAUUUGUAAUCGCUGGCACAGUUUCUAGUAUAUUAAAUUGCAGAUACUAUAUAUUGAUAAAAGUCAUUUUAAGCCUAGCGUUUGUCAAAUUUAAUCUCUUUUUUUUGUUCUAUUUUAAUAAAAUAUUAAAUUAAA